Molecule: messenger RNA, 1717 nt
Organism: Oldenlandia corymbosa var. corymbosa
Lineage: Eukaryota; Viridiplantae; Streptophyta; Magnoliopsida; Gentianales; Rubiaceae
Source: the annotation of a GenBank genome assembly
AUGUUUUCUCGCAGAUGCUGGACUCAAGUCCGAGCCAUCAAUGGCGGCUCUUUCCUCUUGAAAUCCAUCCUCAACCUGUCCACAACAACUACCCAUAAGGCGCUCACCCAGAAUGCUGAUACGGUGGAUUUUCUCGUCAACUCACUGGACUUCUCCAAAGAUGCUGCCGUUGCCACUUUGAGUAAGGUACCUAGCUCUCGCCCUUUUCAGAAAACGCCGAUUCAAGAACUUGGCCUAUCCGGGACGGACCUAAUCGAAGUUUUGAUGGCACACAAAUCAAUCUGGAGUUUAGGAUUGGAUAAUCAAAUCAAAUCCCGAGUUUUGUAUUUACGAGAAUUGGUGGGUUCUGACGAUAAUGUAGUUAAAGUUAUUAAGAGAUAUCCUUUGGUGCUUGGCCGUUUGGACACGGAGAUGUUGGAGAAUAAUUUUAAGCUGCUGAGAAACUAUGGGUUCACGCUUCAAUGUGUUGCAGGAUGGAUAACUAAGAAGCCACGGAUCUUUUUUGUCAUGAAGCCUGAGGAGAUGGAGGAGAUUCUGAGCAGAGUAGAAAAUGAUUUGGGCAUUCCUCGUGGAUCAAAUAUGUUCCGCUAUGGGUUUGAGGUAGUCUCUUCCUUUACUAGGUCAAACAUUGAUGAGAAAUUGAGGGUGUUCCGAAGUCUUGGCUGGUCGGAAUCUGAGAUGUUUAGAAUGGUUAGGACGCAUCCAUUUAUUUUAACCAGGUCAUCUCUUAGUAUACAGAAAGCUGCUGAUUAUUUUAGGAACGAAGUUGGGUACAGCCUGGACUACAUGGCUUCCCAUCCGGUUCUUUUCACCAUCAGUUUGGAAAAGAGGGUGAAGCCACGGAACGAAGUUUUGAGAAUAUUAAACGAGAAGAAGUUGAACAAGUUGAAUACAGUUUUAUAUACUGUUUUGAUCAAGCCAGAGUCAAAGUUUCUGAAGUAUUAUAUUCUUCCAUACACGGAUAUAUUACCAGAUUUGUAUGAAACUUAUAUGAGGAAAGCUGAAAUGCCAAAGAUCAAACUGUAGCAUUUGAUGUUUUAUAGGUAAGAAAUUCUUCAAUUUGAGACUGUUUUUGUUCAUGUUUCCAUCUUGGUUUUACUGAUUUAUCUGAGUCUGUCUCGCUAAUUGUAAUCUGGAACUAUGCUGCAUCCUCUAGUUUGUAAUUUGUUGUCUUAUCCCUGAAGGAGCAUGUCGUGCAAGCUUUAUGAAUUUGAAACAGCCGACCUUAUGAUGAAAAUGCACUUAUAAUUAUUCAAUCAGCAGAUAAUUAUACUUGUUAUCAGCAAUAUGAACUGUUGAUUUUCUCUGUUGUCUUAUCAAAACUUUUCCUUAUUGUGAAUAUCUAUCUUGUUUAUGUUAUGACUGAAUUUAGUGUAUCUUUUGUUGUUUUGUGGGAUUGUUGUCGUCACUGGUAGUUAUGAAUUUCUUAUAGGUUCCGGCUGUUUGAACUUUGCUAUUUUUGAAUCAGGAAAAUCGUCUUUAAACAUCUAUAUUACCCCGUUCCACUUUGAAAAUAGGACAUGGAAGUAUGCUUAAAUUUUCAAUCAUUUUCUACCAAUGAGUUGGAUUUUAGCAUGAUUGGAGAUGGAGCUAAUAACGUCGAGAAAUAUAAUGGUACACAUAGUAGUAUAAUUCUAGCUAAACAAUGAGAGGGAGUAGAUACUGUAUGCAUGUUAAGUAUUUGAGCUAAUAUUAUGAAUAAUUAUUGGAAGUGAAG